AUGGGUCCAGUUGAACCUAGUACUUCAAUAUCUCAACAACAACAACAGCAGCAACAACAACAACAACAACAAGCACAAAAACCAAAACGAAGAUCUCGUUCCAAUGAAAGAAAUUCCCAUGAAAAUAAUCGACAAAAAUCUCGACGAAAUGCUCGUUCAAGAAGUGGAGACCGUGAAUCGUCAUCCUCAAGCAGUGAUAAUAAUCGUGAAGAUGAUCAUGGAAGUAUGGAUGAUGAUGAAGAUGAUGAUGAUGCAAGUAUUAGUGAUCGAAGUUCAAGAGGAAGUUCAUCAAUGAAGCAAACUACUGGAAUUCGAUGGGAUUAUCGAAUGAAUCAUGUCGGAAGAAGAAUAAAAGAAACCAAAGCAUUUUGUUGUCUCAAUUGUCGAUAUCCAGUAUUACUUGUUGGACGAUUAUUGCCUUGUAAACAUGCAGCUUUUUGUUUACAAUGUGCUAAUGAAUGUAAAAAUGAUCGCCGAAAUUGUCCAAAAUGUAAUGAUGCAAUAACUGAUGUAGAGAAAAUAGAAGCAAAAAAUCUUAUACUUUGUUUUCAUGGUUCACAUCCACAUUCUCAAGAUGCUUGCCUUCGAGGAUAUACUUCACAACGUGAUCUUCAAGCACAUGUUAAACGACGUCAUGAACAAACAACACAACCAGGACAAACACGUCUUGAUUCUCCACAUCAAUUACUUCCUCCUACAACUGCUUUUCCUGGUCUUGUAGUUGAUCCUCAACAGCAGCAACAACAACAACAACAACAAUCUCAAGGUCCUCCACCAUUAAUGCCGUUUCCACCAAUGAAUGUUUCAGCAAUGGCACCACCACCACCUCUAUUUGAUAUGGGAUUUCGUCCACAAAAUUAUGGACUUACACCACAACAAUUUGUGCCACCUCAACAGCAAUAUCGACCACCACCUUAUCCACCUAAUCGACAAUUUUACUAG
Adineta steineri is the source of this 942-nucleotide messenger RNA. The record is from the annotation of a GenBank genome assembly. Lineage: Eukaryota; Metazoa; Rotifera; Eurotatoria; Adinetida; Adinetidae.